Chara braunii is the source of this 2243-nucleotide messenger RNA. NCBI's taxonomy places the organism in Eukaryota, Viridiplantae, Streptophyta, Charophyceae, Charales, Characeae. The record is from the annotation of a GenBank genome assembly.
GCAUCUUCUUCUUUCCUUCCCUCAACUCCAUUAACUCCCCAUUCGACUUCCUUCCCGCACUUCUCUCCUUCUUCACAGCAUGCCGAGACUCACUACCCUGUGCCCCUCGGCUCGACUCACCAAGUGAACCAAGUACGAAUGGGUCUCCCGCUAGAAUAUGGGAGCAUGCACCGCGAGCGAUACGAGGUCAGGCAUUGUGUAGAGGAGGGCCUCCCAUUCGGUUCGACUUCUGUCAGUAAGGAUGAUGGCAGACGAAUUGUGGGUACAUUAGCUGAAUUCCGCUCAUUGGAUAUCCGAGAGGAGAUCAACUCAAGAUAUUUGUUUGUAGAGGGCAUUCGGCGGUUUCGUGUUCUAGGAAGGAUUGAGUGUCUCCCAGCAUCAUUUUGCCAACUCGUUGCACAGGUUGAAUUCUUUGACGACGCCCCGUGUAGGACAGCAGAGGAGAUGAGGGAGCUACAAACGCUUUCCCGUCAUGUCAUGGAUAUGUGCGCGUCCAUCAGUGUAAAGGCAAUGAAAAGAUUAUCCUCCUCUUCAGGAUGUGAGGACCCUGUGCUCGCCUCCUUCGCUGUCGCAAGUUUGCUCAAUCUCAAGCUCAAGCAGCAACGUCGUGUUGAAGGGAGUGUGGAACUGAUCUUCUUUAAGAUGCCCAUUAACCGCCGAUACAUCCGUGUGCUGAUUGAUAAUGGCUCAACGACUAACUUCUUUUCGCCUUACGGGAUUCGUAAGGCGGGCCUGGGAAUGAAGCAAGUGGAAUUGCAGAACCCUUGUCAGACCCAGGUGGGCAACCAAGAGGUUGUCACGCACGUCACUUUUGACGAAGAUCGCACUGUUACACAUGAGCUGAACUUUUAUGUCAUGGACAAGUGUCGUUUCGACGCGGCCAUUGGCUUGGGCUGGUUAAAGGCUCAUUGUCUAAGGACGACGUGGGGGGAUAAUCAGUUCGUGAUGCGUGAUGCCAAGGGGAACGAGCGUACCGUUCUAUUGUACGAGACGCGUGAGUCCCCUGUGACUCUUUUGAGUGCAAACAAAUUCUGCAAAACAGUGCGCAGGCGCAAGGAAGCUGAGCAUGUGCAUGUAGCUCUUGUAAAGCCUCUCCAUGUGCCUUCUACUGUUGCUACAUUUUCUACCUCGGAAAGUAAUUUUACUUCUACUACCUCUACUUCUAUUCCAUCUACUUCUACUGUAAAAAAUCAAUUUACUUUUGAUCCAAGUACUUCGAGUUCAGUUGUAAUUGCUGUAAAUUCUCAAUCUGAUUUUCUCUCUCCUGAUGAGGAUGAUCCUCUACCGGAAGUCCCAUCAAACAUUCGCCGUCUAUUGAAUCGAUUUCCUGAAGUUAUGGAUGAACCUCGUGGAGUUCCCAAGCGUCCGGUCAAACACAAGAUCGAGAUAAUAGAAGGGAGUGUUCCUCCAAAGGGUUGCGUCUACCAUAUGGGACAAGGCGAGUUGGAGGAGUUGAGGAGCCAAAUUGAUGACAUGAUCGAUCGUGGAUGGAUUAGGCCUAGGACAUCAGCCCAAAACGACUUAGUCCUUACUGGCAUUCAGUACAGCGGUCCCAUGGUGGACAAGCGGGCGGCCACGCUGCCGUCCAAGUACGACGGGAAGGCAGACAUCACCUCUUGGAUUAGUUCCAUGCGGUCAUACUUCGAGGUCAUGCGGACACCGCAAGAGGACCGAAGUAUGAUCAUGGGGACUAAUACUGAGCCCGCCGUACGAAACCACAUUGAGCUCCAAGUUGUUGCUGCAAACUAUGAACGCAUAGACCUGACUGAAUGGCUGAAGGUAACCCCUGUACGCACCCUUGAGGACCUUCUCCUCGCACGGUACCAAGACAAGCAUGCUGCGCUCAAGGCUAGGCUGAAGCUUGAGGCCCUCAAGGGUCAGACAUGGAGGUCCUCCAUGCAAGCUUUGGAACAGCACUUGACUGGUUUGUUCACUACUCCGGAUUUGGGUAUGACCGAUGUGUCUUGUAUGGAUGUAGUCAUGGGAGUGGCCCCCAAAGAAUACCUCUCCCUGUUGGCACUCAAAGACCAUACCACCUGGCGAGAGCUCAUGACGGAUCUAGUCAACCUAGAGGCCAAGGACCUCGCCAGGCGGAAGAAGGCACCCGCUGCAGGUGGGAAACCACAACGCAAGCGGUUUGGAAGCAGCAACCAGCUUGCACUGCAUGAUCAUGGGGAGGCUGAAGAUCAGUCCUAUGCGGAUGAUCUGUCUGACUCUAGAUGACGAUCUAGAGCCGGACUCCG